Messenger RNA from Melospiza melodia melodia, 1438 nucleotides. RefSeq names its product solute carrier family 25 member 6 (gene SLC25A6). Lineage: Eukaryota; Metazoa; Chordata; Aves; Passeriformes; Passerellidae. Gene Ontology annotation, molecular function: ATP:ADP antiporter activity. The transcript has 4 exons. Gene Ontology annotation, cellular component: mitochondrial inner membrane. Gene Ontology annotation, biological process: mitochondrial ATP transmembrane transport; negative regulation of mitochondrial outer membrane permeabilization involved in apoptotic signaling pathway; mitochondrial ADP transmembrane transport. The record is from RefSeq and is a predicted model, not a curated record. The coding region runs from base 56 to 952 and encodes 298 amino acids.
UUCGGCUUGAGCGGCAGCAGCGUUUCCCUCCCGGCGGCUCCGGCGCGGCGCGAACAUGGCGGACCAGGCCAUCUCCUUCCUCAAGGACUUUCUGGCGGGCGGCGUCGCCGCCGCCAUCAGCAAGACGGCAGUGGCGCCCAUCGAGCGGGUCAAGCUCUUGCUCCAGGUGCAACAUGCGAGCAAACAGAUUGCUGCUGAUAAGCAGUACAAGGGUAUCAUCGAUUGUGUAGUGCGUAUUCCAAAGGAACAAGGAGUGCUGUCCUUCUGGCGAGGAAACCUGGCAAAUGUCAUCAGAUACUUCCCAACUCAAGCUCUUAAUUUUGCCUUCAAGGAUAAGUAUAAGCAGGUGUUUUUGGGAGGUGUAGACAAGCACACUCAGUUCUGGAGGUAUUUUGCUGGUAACCUGGCAUCUGGUGGUGCAGCUGGAGCCACUUCCCUCUGCUUUGUCUACCCCCUGGAUUUUGCAAGAACCCGUCUGGCUGCUGAUGUUGGAAAAGCUGGUGCAGACAGAGAAUUCUCUGGUCUCGGGGACUGUCUAGUCAAAAUCACCAAGUCUGAUGGUGUGCGUGGCUUGUACCAAGGGUUCAAUGUCUCUGUCCAAGGCAUCAUCAUCUAUAGAGCUGCCUACUUUGGGAUCUAUGAUACAGCAAAAGGCAUGCUCCCAGAUCCCAGGAAUACUCACAUUGUUAUCAGCUGGAUGAUUGCCCAGACAGUGACUGCUGUGGCUGGCGUGGUCUCCUAUCCUUUCGACACAGUGCGGCGUCGCAUGAUGAUGCAGUCAGGACGCAAAGGAGCUGAUAUCAUGUACUCUGGAACAAUUGACUGCUGGCGGAAGAUUGCAAGGGAUGAAGGAGGAAAGGCCUUCUUCAAGGGUGCAUGGUCUAAUGUUCUCAGAGGCAUGGGGGGUGCUUUCGUGCUUGUGCUGUACGAUGAAUUCAAGAAAGUAAUUUAAACAGCCUAAAUAGAAUUGGAAAUCAAGUUGAGCAGAUCAUGUAGAAUAACUACCAUUAUGGACCAUUGACCUUCAAGAAAUUCCUGUGAGUCUUAUUUAUCGGAGCCAGAUGAUACUUGUAGAUGGGGCUGGAAACUGACAUAGAGGGCUGAUCCACUUCUCUGUAACACGUGAAAACACUGAAUCUGGCAAUUCAGUGUGACAGCUUUUCUUUACAGCAGUAAGGAAUGAGUGGCGUUGGUUCUGGGUCCAAAGUUGUUAGGUCCAAUUUGGGCAGAAAAACUAUCAUUUGCCUGUGGAUCAGCCUUCAGUUUCAAGUCCUAUCUUAUAGGACCAUAAAAUUGUAUUUGAACGCGUUUGCUAACAAAUCAUGUUUUUUUCCACUUGUACUGAAGCACUAUGUACCAUUUUGCACAGCUGAACAUCUAGCAACUUUGUUCUUAAAUUGGGGCAUUCUGCUGUAAAACAAUAAACAUACUUACUCGG